This is a messenger RNA of Varanus komodoensis (Komodo dragon), 963 nucleotides long. RefSeq names its product olfactory receptor 6M1-like. Lineage: Eukaryota; Metazoa; Chordata; Lepidosauria; Squamata; Varanidae. Gene Ontology annotation, molecular function: olfactory receptor activity; G protein-coupled receptor activity. Gene Ontology annotation, cellular component: membrane. Gene Ontology annotation, biological process: G protein-coupled receptor signaling pathway. The record is from RefSeq and is a predicted model, not a curated record. Bases 1 to 963 code for a protein of 320 amino acids. The transcript has a single exon.
AUGAGUGACAAUCAUAGUCUUGAUCAGAGGGUGACUGAAUUCAUUCUUCUGGGCUUCCCGCCAGUACAUGAGCUGGAGGUCUCCCUGUUUGUGGUCUUCUGUGCAAUCUUCACUCUCACCCUCUUGGGGAACCUUAUGGUCAUUACAGUUGUGAUGAGAGACCCCCAUCUUCACACCCCCAUGUACUUUUUUCUGGUGAACCUCUCUCUGCUAGAGAUCUUCUUCACCUCAGCCAUUGUCCCCAAGAUGUUAGCCAACCUGCUGGCUAGGAAGAAGACCAUCUCGUUUUCUGGUUGCAUCGCUCAGUGCCAUUUCUACUUUUUCCUGGGCUCCACUGAGCUGCUCCUCCUGAUGGUGAUGUCUCUGGACCGCUAUGUGGCCAUAUGCCACCCUCUGCGCUAUGCUGCCAUAAUGAAUACACGGGUCUGCAUCUCUCUAGUGCUUGGCUGCUGGCUGGGUGGCUUUCUGCACAUCCUGUGGCCAACCGUGGUGAUUGCUCAGCUCCCUUACUGUGGCCCAAAUGUAAUCAACCACUUUUUUUGUGACAGCACCCCAUUGCUGAAACUUUCCUGCUCUGACACACGCCUCAUUGAACUAGUUGACGUGCUCCUCGCCUCCAUAAUGCUGAUGGGCACCCUACUGCUCAUCUCCAUCUCCUACAUGUACAUUGUCUCCACAGUGCUUAGGAUUCCAUCAGCCACUGGGAGGCAGAAGGCCUUCUCUACCUGUGCCUCGCAUGCCACUGUAGUGACAAUCUAUUAUGGCAGCUCCAUCUUUAUGUAUGUCCAGCCAGCACAGAGCCCCUCCUUGGAAUCCAACAGAGUGGUGGCCAUUCUGACAGCCAUGGUAACACCACUUCUCAACCCCCUCAUCUAUAGCCUGAGGAAUGAGAAGGUGAGGGAGGCCCUAAAAGAAAUGGUGACCUGGAAAGGGCUUCCCAGAGAAACACGGGAACAUCCUUAA